AUGUCGGAAAUACUGCCAAUUUCGUGUAUUUCAUGCCGUCGAAAAAAAAUUAAAUGUAAUAAAAAGAAGACUUGCAAUCAAUGCAUCAAACGUAAUAUUCCAUGUGAAUUUCCCUCAACUUUCCGGAAUAUUAGAAUAAAAGAACAGAUUUCCUCCUCAUCAUCCUCUCAAUCAUUGAUUGAUCCUCAACCCAUAAUAUUUUCCACUCUAGCCCCUCCUCAUCCAAUGCUGUCGGAAUCCUCGGUUUCUGUUUCAUUAAAAUAUGAUAAUCAAACAUCCGGCCAAUUUUCUAACAGAGACGACGAAGCCCUAGAUAAUGCUAAUGAAGUACAAAACUCUUUUCUUGCUUUAAGAAAUGAGUUGGAGUUUUUGAAAAGUGAAAAUUUACAAUUAUUGCAGGAUAACAUUAAACUUAAUCAACAAUUGACUCGAUUUUCUUCGGGCCAAAAUGAACCAAUUCCCCUAUCAACUACUCCAUUAGUUCCCACCUCGUUGUCAGAAAAUCCCAUUUCAAUGUCGGCUCCCGAUGUAGGUGAAAAGUAUUAUAGUUCCCAAUCUCCAUUCAUCAUGGACUCCAUGAAAGAUAGAAACGACCAAAUGUCAGGUCUGCUUAUUCAAAAAGACGGAUCCUUAGAAACUCCAACCAAACAUUCUUACUCUCCUAAUGUCAGAGUAAGACAGACGUCUUCAAAGAGACAAAAAUUGGAUAAUGCAAAUAUUACAAAUCCAGAUAUAUAUAUGGCGGAAAAUACUUCAUCAUCAUCAGAUUCAAAGUCAUUGGAGUGGGAGAGACAAAAUGAUAAUUCUUCCCAAGCAUCAUUGAAAGAAAAUACAAAUUUGGUAGAAAGAAGUUUAUCCAAGAAGUCCUUGCCAAUGUUAGUACUCAAUUUCAUCAAGCACGAUGAUCCUGAAUUAAGUUCAGAUUCUGAGACUCUUCAAGAUUUACAAAAACUGAAUUAUUCAAUAAUUAAGAGUUUGGUUGGUUUAUUUUUUGAACUCAAUAAUUAUUAUGCUUCAUUCAUUUCUAAGAAGCGAGUGAUUGAUUUUCUUGAUAGUUAUCAAGAUAUUAAAGACAAAGAAUGGGAACAUGAUGAUGAUUUAUUAGUUUUAUAUAUGAUUUUGUUAUUAGUGAUCCAAAGAUUGACUCCAAGGGAUUUUGUCGAAUUAGAAGUCUUACCUUUUUCUUCAAUUCAUUUGUUUAAGAAAUUCCGUAGCUACUUAACCAAUAAUGUAUUAUUCCAUAAUUUUGAGAAAUUGAAAAGAAAUUUGAUUAAUGAAUCUUUACUUACUAUACAAGCAUAUAUACUAUGUACCGAAUUUCAUUUUCUUGAACAGAGAUAUGAAGAGAGUUGGUCAACUAUGUUUCAUACUUGCUCAAUUGCAUACUCGAUUGGCUUACAUGUGAUGGGCAAAGUUAGGACUGGUAAUUCCUCAUCAUCAUCUAUUGGCUUACCUCGAGGCAGCAGCACUGAACUGACAGAAAGCAGUGAAAAAGAGUCAAAGGAAGAUUCUAGUGGAAACGACUCCAAUGAUGAAGAAGAAGAUAUCACAAGAUUUAAAGUUUGGUUUGCACUUAAGAAUUUGACAAGUCAAGUAUGUUCAAUUUUAGGAAGACCGAAUCCAAUAUCUAUCCAAGUCAAUCAUGCAGAACCUUUAUCUAUAAAGAGAUUAUCUAAUAGUUUGAAGGAAUUAUAUAUUCAUAAAGAUAAGACACAUAUUUUAUUAAAGAUAGGAUUGAGUGAAUGUUUGCGAUUGUCAACUUUGAUGUUGAUCGAAAGCUUUAUGACUGAAAUUUCUGUAGAAGAUUUAUUAAAACUAGACGAAACAUUCAAUCAAGAAAUAAAGCAAUUGGAAAUGGCAAGAAAAGUUAUAAAAAACAAAAGAAGUUCUUUAAGUUUUGACGCUAUAACCAAUUUGCAAAAGGAAUAUGACGAAGUUAACCUUUUAAUGGAUUUGACUACCUUGCAUAUUAAUAGAGCAAAAUUAUUUGAACCUUUUAUGAAUCGGUUUGAAAAUACAAAACAAUAUGAAAAAAUCCUUAAAUGUUUAGUGGAUUCCAUAUGUAAGAGCUUAAAUUUGCUAAUAACAUUUAUUCAGAAUCAUCUUAAGAUAUUUGGAGAAAAGAGAUUGCGCUUGAAUGACAAUUCGUGGAAGCAGAAAGAUAAUGUUAAAACUAAGGAUAUGGAAAAAGAUUUAAACAACUUGGUGAAAUUUGGAAGAAUAUUUAGAGGGUAUUUUCCUUUUUUAAACCUGUUUAUCUAUCAAAUUAUUAUUGUGAUAUUUACUUUUUUGCAUUAUAAAUUCAAAGAUUUUAUUAUAAACAUUCUGUCAUCAGUUUUGAACAACAGGUUGUUGAAAAGGAUAGAAGAAAAACUAAAUUCCUUACUUCGAUUUGAUACCAUUAUCGAAACAACUUUCAAAAAUGAUUCAAAGAUGUGGCCCCCAAAUAUUUUAUACUUAAUAAAUAAAGUCCUAAUCUAUAUUAAAGCCAUAUAUAGAAAGCAGGGCGAAAGAAAGCUACAAGAGACAGAGGAAAGAAAUCAAAAGAACAGAAGUCAAGAAGACACCAAGAAGAUAUGGGGACACUGUUUUCAGGGAAUUAUGGUUCACAUUUAG
Molecule: messenger RNA, 2616 nt
Organism: Scheffersomyces amazonensis
Lineage: Eukaryota; Fungi; Ascomycota; Pichiomycetes; Serinales; Debaryomycetaceae
Product: fungal specific transcription factor domain-containing protein
Exons: 1
Coding region: 1-2616 (871 amino acids)
Biological process (GO): regulation of DNA-templated transcription
Molecular function (GO): DNA-binding transcription factor activity, RNA polymerase II-specific; zinc ion binding
Source: RefSeq, a predicted model, not a curated record